Messenger RNA from Mercenaria mercenaria, 4371 nucleotides. RefSeq lists its product as uncharacterized. Lineage: Eukaryota; Metazoa; Mollusca; Bivalvia; Venerida; Veneridae. The transcript is spliced from 4 exons. The record is from RefSeq and is a predicted model, not a curated record. The coding region runs from base 116 to 2002 and encodes 628 amino acids.
ACAGUAAUUAAUGUUUUGUUUACUCGCUUACAAUGUAAAAACAGAACUUACCGUGACCAUGUACAUGUAUGAACUAUAUUAAUGAAAUGUAUGAAGUUAUCUUUUAGUUACUAAAAUGAGGAUAAACUAUAUAAUUUGCGUUGUUAUAAUAUACGGAUAUGCAGUGGGAUUCGGUUUAGCAGAGACUAAAGCUGUCCGCACAACAACGCUUCACACAGACCUGGUUGAUAUCAUUGGUAAAAAUAACUCAUGUGCAGGUCACAUGCAUGAGAAUAUUUCAACAGAUGAUAAACUAUUUGCAAAGCAAGGGAUUGUUAUUUCAAACUACAAGUUCCACGACGUCAAUCUACCAGAUGCGGUUAUUAGUAAAUGUGACGUCAUCAACAUCCAGUCACAACAUUUUGCUAAAUAUAGCUGGACCUGCUUUGCAACGGAUAAUUCGACAUCACGUGAUCCAAACUGGUUUUUCGUCGACUGCCGAAGUUUCAAAAUUCUGUCUGUAAAGUGCCUGAACAUCAAAGAAGUGCCAACUGUGACUGAUAACUUGUGUCGAGGAAAAGUAAUAAAAGAACGGAACAAUACAUGUCAUGAAUUUUCAUACGGAAAGGGCAGGUAUGCAGUGUGUUCGCAGAACUUCAGUUUGAAAAAAAUAGUUCGCACCAAAUCCGUCAAACAAGCAAGCUAUACAGACAUUGAGGAUAUAUUGGCAUACCUAAGUGCUGCUUUCAUUUUGGUAACAUUUCUACUUGCCGUCGCGAUACCAUCAGAAAAAUGCAAGCCUACUUACAACUAUGAUAAAGAGCAAGCACUCCGAGUACCACUCGAAAUUUAUGAAAUGUAUGGUGUAAGCUAUCAACCGUCUGCCAAGAAAAAGCGAAAUUUAAAGUCAUUGAACAUGGAUGUUAUCCCUGCCGUUUCUUCACAUAUGAGUAACGUAGCUGCUGUUGCAAAUAAUCCGGUUAACUGGAAAGGAUACAAGACAAAGUUUAAUUUUGAAUACAAUCAACCACUAUUUCAAGCAAUGACAAGAGGAUUUGGAGACAAUAUUAAAGGUAAUUCAAAUUGUGAGGAAAAAAUAAACAAAGAAAUUCUCGGUAAUAAUGACUUUGAUGACAAAAGAAAAAGAGUUUCUAUUAACAGUAUCGAAAGCGUCGGCACAUUUGAUUACACUUUAUUUCACAAUGAUCCUGACCUAAGAUCGAACAACAUGACAAGUGAAACGUUCAGUGAUGAAGAACAGAAAGCAGCUGGCGAAGAGGGAGUGCAGGAAUAUCGAAAUGGACAUAACGAUAAACUAAGUCAAGAGGAACGCAAAUUAGAUAAGGACAAUGAAGACUUUAUCGCUGAAUUGACAAGUGCAAAGAGAAAUGUCAGCACACAUUUUAUAAGUUCUGACUAUGACGAAAAGCAUGGUUCUAGUUAUCAAAAUGGAUUAAUAAGUAGUAUCGAUGAAAAUAAUGAGACUGAUACAAAUAAAGAAUGUAAUAACGAAAAUGCAUUCAUUGAAAACUGUAAGGAUGGUGUUAAGGAUAAGAACGGGAAAGGUGACGAUGAGUUUGAUAAUGUUUAUGCUGAAAAAUAUGAAAAAGAAAAUAUUUUAUCGCCGAUUUACGAGGAUUCAAGGGAAACAUCCAGUUGCACGUGUGAUAACAGAUCGGACUUUGUCUGUUCUGACACUAGUUCCGUCAGUUCAAGCAAUAAUGGAGACGUUAUGAAUGUUAAAACAAUAACUGAGUAUCAAACUAUUGAAAUGGCUGAUGCUGAAGGAUACACGGAGAAUGGUGAUGUAAACAGCACUACAGACGCUUUGCGACCACGCAUCUCAAUCACAGUUGAAUUUCCGAAGAACUUUGGAAUAAGGACUGGAACGAAGAUCGAACAUAUCGCCGAUACAACUGAAGAGGGAGAAUGCAAAUAUAAUAUAAAGCGAAGUUUAAGUGCGACAAAGGCACCAGUCAGUGGUAAUUCCUCGCAGAUGUCUCGAAAGUUCAGUUUGUGUUAGGCAAUAAUUAUUAAGUUACUCUUUGUAAAACAUCACUACUGCAUGUUGUUGUAGGCAGGGAUAACUUGUUCGUGUAAGAACAUUUACCUUCAGACCACACCCCCUUCCUCUCCUCCCACGUACACACACCCGAUUGGUUGGUGGCCCCAAUGUACCCCGGAGGACUCAGAAACUAUCAUUAACAAGAAAACAAACAUACGAUCACGCUAUUUUAGAGCCUGUAAAAACAUUGAAUAAAUAUAGGGUGUACCAGUAUAAGAUUUCAUUAUCUCUAAAAAUAAAUGGCAAGGGUAGAUUUCUACGAAUAUAUAUUUACUCAGGAAAGAAUUAAUUUGUAUUUAUUAAGGAAAGUGACAGUCGAGUCGACUCCCUGAGGACACUCGAGUGUUUCUCAAAUAUUAAAAUGCAGGUUUAAAUGAUAAAUUUACAAUCUUUAAUUCAUUUGAAGGUAUGAUAACAGUGUCGUGUGUGUAUUUAAGGCAAAGGCACAUAUUUGUGAAAGUUUUUUUUCUUUUUUAAUACGCAACAAAAAUAGACAGUAAAUUGAUGCAAACCUAUAGGCAAAUUGAAUAUAUAUCUACGAAACAUAGCCUAACGGGGCUCAUCAGUCACUCCCAGAAACACACGUCCUUGUAACAGUUAUUUACAUUUAACACGCCUAGAUAUCGGAAAAUUCAUUCUGAAUUCUGAAAAAUAUAAACAUUUAAUGUGUUAUUAAGAAAACCUGUAUCUAUUAAAUCUCAUUUUUAAAUGACUUCAGAAACAUUUAUUUUCUAAAUGAUAUUUUUGUAAUAAUUGAAAUUUACGCGGACUGGCUUUCGGAAAACACUAACAGUUGUUAUAAAAAAAAUUAAUUUCAGCGAAAAAUAAACUCAUGUCUUUUCAGUAUAAAUUUAAUUCUACUAAUGCAGAUGAGUAGACGGACAGACGGACAGACGUGUUAUAAAACAAAUGGACGGACAGACAUACAGCCAAGCAAUAAGAUGACAACUUUUGACUUGGCAUAUAUAUCUACAAAAAUAACGAUCAGCACUUUUGCAUACCUUUGAUGUUAUUGUCAUAUAUACCUUUAUAGUCCGUUAAAUCCGUUGUAUGCAAUGAAACCAAUAUUUGAGUUGCCCCUCUAAAAGUUAAGAUUGAGUGGGAUUUAUGGAUAUGACAUUUCGAACGCCACUCUCACUCCCGCAAGGUCUACUCGAGGCCCAUUUGAGUGAUACUUACUAAAAUUUGAGUCAAGUGUGAGUUUGAGUGACAACUAUGAAUAUGGCCCUUAGUUGAGAAAACAUUUGCGAAAAUGCUAAUUAUUUGGCGUGUAGUUAAACAACAACAUUUUUUCUAACAGUAACUAUAACAAAUACACCUUGUGGAUCUGUAAUCAUGUAUGUAAAGCAUUGCUGUGUCUAUUGAAUAAAGUAUUUAUUAAAUUAUGCAGGAAACAUAUAAACAAGUUAUUGGUAUCAUUAUGAGGACUAACUGUGCCCCACUCAUUGCUGAUUUAUUAUUAUACUGUUAUAAAUGAGAUGUCAUGCUUACUUCUUCCACUGAGACCCAGUUUGGUGUUACUGAAGUUUUGAAAUACAUUAUAACUUAAUAAAACUACUACCUCAGGUUUCGAAGCGUCUUUUUUUGGACUUUGAACUUGCAUCUUACAACUAUUUACGGUAAUUUACAAACAAAAAUAUAUGGUAAGGUUUACGAUUUUAACUUUAACAUUGUCAAUUUCCCCAUCUAGUCGGAGAUGUCUCUUGAACAACAUCAUACGGUGCAUAUAAGUUACAAGGCAGUAAGUUAUUUGUUUUGCAAGAGCUUGCUUAAUGUGUUUUUAGUUAUAGAAUCUAUGUAUUACGAAAGGAAGUUGUUAGAACAGGGUUACCGGAAGGCUACGGAAGGUUUUUAUCAAAAUUUACCACUAAUCGUCAGAACUUUUAAAUAAAUACAACACAAGCCUUAAAAAACUUCAUAAAUUUGGUGUUACACACCCAGUAUACUACGGAAAAUUGAACAUAAUGCUUAUGUUAAAUCUAUUAGAAUAUUAUUUAAACAGAAUACUGCUCAAACAUUCUGAAACACAGUGCGUGUUUGAUGUUUGACCCUUCUACAAUUAAUUGCUACGCUUUCCUAUUGGAUAGUGUAAGGAGACUCUCUAAUGCUUUUCUCCUAUAUCUGCUUAUACAGACAGAGAUUAUUGUCUUUCAACUGCCUAGUCGUGCCCUUACAGUUCGUGCUCUUGGUGCUUUGACUUCAGACAAGUUGCUGAGUACAUUGGUGCGCUGAUACCUAGCCAUGUCCCUAUUUACAUAUUUUACUACUGGUAAUAUAAUAAGUAUGUUUUUUGUUGUUGUUUUUUUUUGUCAUUAAUGUCAGAGUUC